UUGAAAGCUUACAUCUUUAUUUGCAUUACUUCAAUGUGAGGCACAUCGGUUAGCCCCAAAGCCACAAGUAUGGCCGAAAUUGGCUCCCACAUGCAGUUCCACUUCAACGCCUGCGCACUCACCUGCCGAAUUGCCUUUUGGCCAAACUGGGCAGGAAUUCUGGAUAUGCAAACAGUUGCUUUCCACCUGUCGUUGGCCACGAAUCCUGCGGAAUAAUCUUUGCGGCUUAUCACGAACUUAAAUUGUCCACUAAUUACGAAAACCGGAGUAUCAAAGGCUGCCAAUUAACAAGUCUUAAAUCAGAAGUUGUAAUGAAUGGAACAAGAAGUUCUACAGCGCUAGACUGCGGACAGUAAUCUGCGGGCAUCUAAAAGAUACAGUGGCUGUAUUAUACGAUAGCGCAGCGCGGAUUUCUCGCAAUCCAUAAAAAAUUAAACGGAAAUCGUCGUGUGCCAUGGGUUAUUCUAAAUUCAGCGGCAGCCGUUAAAACAAUAAUUUUACACAAAAUAAACAACAACAACAACAAAUUUGGUUUCAAAAUGAAUUUAUCGACAGAAUCAACAUUUUUAGAUUUAAAUACAAGUCUAAGCAAUACGCCAAGUUCAUAUGCAACUAGUGUUAGUUGGUUACCAUCCCAAGGAUUAGAAGCAGAGGAUUACUAUGCCUGCGGCACCUUUAAUUGCUCCCCCACAGAGUUUGUGGCUUUUGUGCUUGGGCCGCAGACCUUGCCACUUUAUAAGGCAAUUUUGAUAACAAUUAUAUUUGGAGGCAUUUUUUUAACCGGUGUCAUUGGCAAUCUGUUGGUAUGCAUUGUGAUUAUUCGACACUCUGCAAUGCACACGGCGACAAAUUACUAUCUCUUCAGCUUGGCUGUCUCAGAUUUGCUGUACUUACUCUUUGGACUGCCAACGGAAGUGUUUUUAUACUGGCACCAGUAUCCAGAUCUCUUCGGCAUGCCAUUUUGCAAAAUUCGAGCAUUUAUUUCCGAGGCAUGCACUUAUGUCUCCGUAUUUACCAUCGUGGCGUUUUCCAUGGAAAGAUUUUUGGCCAUUUGUCAUCCAUUGCAUUUAUAUGCCAUGGUUGGCUUCAAACGAGCUAUUCGCAUAAUAACAGCUCUUUGGAUUGCAAGUUUCAUUAGUGCCAUACCAUUUGGACUCCUCUCAGAUAUUCAAUACCUUAAAUAUCCUUUGGAUGACUCCCGCAUUGAGGAAUCUGCAUUCUGUUCCAUGUCCCCUGAGAUUGUGAAUGUCAUACCAGUGUUCGAAGUAUCCUUCUGCAUAUUCUUCGUCAUUCCGAUGAUACUCAUAAUAUUACUUUACGGCCGAAUGGGAGCUAAGAUUCGAUCUCGAACAAAUCAGAAAUUGGGUGUUCAACACGGCAAUAACAGAGAAACACGAAACUCACAAAUGAGAAAGAAGACAGUAAUACGAAUGUUGGCCGCAGUGGUGAUAACAUUUUUUGUGUGCUGGUUUCCGUUUCACCUGCAACGACUUAUUUUUCUCUAUGCCAAGGAUAUGGACAACUAUUUGGAUAUAAACGAAGCGCUCUUUUCUAUUGCGGGCUUUGCCUACUAUGUUUCAUGCACCAUAAACCCAAUCGUAUAUAGUGUAAUGUCACGUCGGUAUAGGGUCGCAUUUAGAGAACUUCUCUGCGGAAAAGCCGUGGGUGCAUACUAUAAUAGUGCUUUUGCAAGGGAUCACUCCAGUUUCCGCGAAAGUACAGCCACAACUAUGGGUAACAACAUAAAUUACGACCGUGUGCAUUCCGUUCAUGUGAGAUCAAGUCGGCAUCAAAAUAACAAAAACGAGGCAGAUUCCAUAUCUGCAAGUAGAAUGUUGAUUAAAAAAACAUACAGUCUACCGCUACCAAAGAAUGCGGACUCCACCGUUCUAAGUACAGACAUUGUAAUUGUGCUGGAAAAUAGCACCUCAGCUCGUCACACGGUUUGUGGAGGGGCCCAAGUUGAAAACGAUAUUUGGAUCGAAAACGAGGAGACUUGUAUUUAAGCCGAGUCCAUUUCAACAAGUCUAGUGUAAACUAAUUACGCCGAGUGAAAACCGAAGGUUAUGUGCACACCCUUUUAUGUAGGUUUAAUUUAAGGACUAUGUUUUGUCCAUGUAGCAUAUUUAGGUCCAAAUUAAUUAGUCUGUUUUAGGAAUCUGACUAAUUUGGCAGCACAACAGGAGAUUAAAUUAUUCCCACCACAACUCUUCUAUUCAAUAAAAAAUGUAAUGUAUUUUAUAACUUCUUUAAAGUGUGGUUGAGCUAAUAAUAAGUUAUUUUUGUACUUUUCCAGCUUUACAAUUUUCAACACAAAAAUAUCACAGUUGCUUGAAACUUGAUAAACUGAAACUUCAAAACCAACCUAUAAUAACAGGGCUUUUAUGAAUGAAUACAUUAACAAAUGUUUACGGUUUCGAACGUUUUGCAUAACAAUGAUCGAAAUUAUCGUUUUCAUGGCUUGUUCUCUUUGAAAAAAAAAAUAAGCAAUGCCAAAUUGACGACAAAAGCGAAAGUUGUACCCAUUAUCCCAGUAUCUAUAAUUAAACAAAAUUUUCACUUUUUCUUGAUGAUUAAAAGCCAGUGGUAAAUAAACACUAAAUUUCAAAAUCACUUCUUCAGCGAUCUGGCAUUCUUUAUGAGCUAAUUAGAGGUUGAACAUUGAGGAAUUUCCGAAUUACGCAUAGGGUUUCCAAAAUAUUUCUCUGAU
Molecule: messenger RNA, 2710 nt
Organism: Drosophila gunungcola (fruit fly)
Lineage: Eukaryota; Metazoa; Arthropoda; Insecta; Diptera; Drosophilidae
Product: neuropeptides capa receptor
Exons: 11
Coding region: 540-2006 (488 amino acids)
Biological process (GO): neuropeptide signaling pathway
Cellular component (GO): plasma membrane
Molecular function (GO): neuromedin U receptor activity
Source: RefSeq, a predicted model, not a curated record